Messenger RNA from Physella acuta, 2101 nucleotides. Its product is annotated as cytochrome P450 4g15. Gene Ontology annotation, biological process: xenobiotic metabolic process. The record is from RefSeq and is a predicted model, not a curated record. NCBI's taxonomy places the organism in Eukaryota, Metazoa, Mollusca, Gastropoda, Physidae. Gene Ontology annotation, cellular component: cytoplasm; intracellular membrane-bounded organelle. Gene Ontology annotation, molecular function: iron ion binding; heme binding; oxidoreductase activity, acting on paired donors, with incorporation or reduction of molecular oxygen, reduced flavin or flavoprotein as one donor, and incorporation of one atom of oxygen.
GUUUGUGUGCACGUGUGAGUGUCUGGUCAUCUUAAGUUUUUCUGUCGCCCAAUUGAAGUGUGUGAGCAGUUCGUCAAAAACAAAUUGUCAAGUGUUGCGUGAGGCGGGUGCUUUCCUUUGCUGCAAACAUGGAUCAAGCGUCAACCGAAGGGUCCGAAAGAAAGCAACAUACACCAAGUGAAGGGACCAAACGAAAACCUCCUGGACCUUUAGGCUUGCCCUGCAUUGGUUCACUCAUUGAUUACAAAGGGCCUUCAACAAACUUGGAGUGGACGAAGCGGUUUGGACCGAUUUACUCCGUCAAGCUAGGGAGCAAGACACUCGUCUACCUGAAUAAUGUACACCUGGUCGAAACUUAUCUAGAAGGAAAAAUGGGCGAAAAAUUUCUAGACAGACCAAUGGGACCAGGAGCCAUAGGGGAAGGUUUACUUUUUGGAAAUGGAGAAGCAUGGAAGAAAAACAAAAAAGCUUUCAUGAAAGCUCUGUACACACACAGUUUCUGCGAGACAAUGGAAGGCGCAAUACAGACAGAACUUAAACUCGUCAUAGGGAAUUUGCAGACGCACUGUGGGAGAGAAGUGAACAUCGGUGACCUGAUGAUUUCAGCUUGUGUUAAUGCUGUUGCCGCCCUGCUUCUAGGAGGUUCCCUCCCGCAUGAUUCAGCUGAUAGAAAAGAACUUGAGAAGGUGGCAAGGAAUUUGGAAGGCUGUGAUUUAAACUCCGUAUUGACACAAAUUGCAAUCAAGUUACCAAAACUGAGAGAACCUUUGUCUAAACUGUUUUUCAAAGAAAUCGUCGAUGUGCACGGCACGUCUCGACAGUUGCAAAGAUUAUUGCGACAGUGGAUACGCCAAGCUAGAAGUGGCUCGUUGUCUCCGCUUCCUGCUGAGCAGACGAUCUCCUCACAAGGAUCAACCGUUGAAGACAGCUCAGGACAGCCACUGCUGACCCCACCAAGAGAUGACAGCACCAUAGAGGCGGCCAUGCGUUGUGCGUCACAACUAGCUGUGCUUGGCUUCUCUGAGACAGGUCAUGGGGAGCUGCCGUACGAGGCGCCGGAAGAGCCGUCCGAUGUUUGUCCUCACACUCCGCUUACAGAAUACCAGUGGACCUUCUCACAGCAAAUGUCCCUAAAUGAAAGAAACGAUUCGAUACUUCAAAGAAUCCUGAGACAGCCGGAAUUUUCUGGCGUGACAGAAGAAAACGAUCAGGAACUGCUUCAAUCCCUUAUAGACUUGUUCUUUGGGGGCGUGACAAGUACUCUUUCGGCAGUUGAGUUUACCUUGAUGCACCUGUGUCGGCAUCCGGCCAUGACAGAGCACGCCCUAGCUGAAAUAGACCACGUCGUUGAAAAUAAGAAAGGUGUGAUCAGCUGGUCUCUGAUGGAACUGAUGCCCUACACACGGGCCUGUAUAACAGAAGCCCUCAGGCUAGGCUCGAUCACCCCGUCCUCACUUCCACACGUGGCUAUGGAUGAUACACAGAUUGAAGGUUACUUCAUACCAAAAGGUACCUUUGUUAUGGCUGGCAUCUAUAGUCUACAUUACGACCCUAGCUAUUAUUUGGAUCCGGAAGAAUUUCGACCACAAAGACACCUUGACAGCAAAAAUAGAUUCAAUCGUCCUCGCAGCUUUAAACCGUUUGGAGUUGGUGCAAGACGCUGUGUUGGGGAGAAGAUGGCGGAGAUGCAGAUUUUCCUCUACGUUGUCACAAUACUACGCCAUUUUAAGCUGGAGAUACAGGACGAGAAGAAGUGUUCAGAAACACACAUGCGGAUCAUUCAUCGCUUGAAGGAGCUCAAAUGCUUUAUCUCUGCCAGAAACCGUUUCUUUUAGUUUAUUUACAUGCAAAAGUUGAUUUAUUUGUAGAGUCAUUUUGAUAAGUUACUAUAUGGGUUACCUGCAUUUUAUCUUCCACAUUUAUGGCACGUAUUCUCAAUUUAUCUUCUACUGGUGACAAAACAAAUCAUCUCAGGACAAAUUAUUUUUAGAUAAAUUAUCUAACAAAAUAUCUCAGAUAAAAUAUCUUAGACAAAAUAUCUCAAACAAAAUAUCUCACAGCAAAAUACCGAUAUAGUGUGACUUUUGAAAGAAACCAGACA